Molecule: messenger RNA, 2542 nt
Organism: Hypanus sabinus (Atlantic stingray)
Lineage: Eukaryota; Metazoa; Chordata; Chondrichthyes; Myliobatiformes; Dasyatidae
Gene: zfp91
Product: ZFP91 zinc finger protein, atypical E3 ubiquitin ligase
Exons: 13
Coding region: 1-1869 (622 amino acids)
Biological process (GO): regulation of transcription by RNA polymerase II
Cellular component (GO): nucleus
Molecular function (GO): transcription coregulator activity
Source: RefSeq, a predicted model, not a curated record
AUGACGAACGAGAGUUGGACGGUGGACGUUGUCUACACGGACCUCAGGAAGAGUUCUGAAAAGGCCUGGCACGCUUAUGAUGGUCCAGAUGACCCCCGUGUUGCCUCCUCCGCCUCGGGGAACAGGGCCUCGGUGUCUCGACCCAGGCUGCGCCCCGGGGGCCCAGAGUCGGCAGGGGAGUGUCGCCGGCGGUGGGCCCCGGCCGUCCGUCCUCGCUUGGGGGCAGCUCGGCUGACCGCAGGCGUGUCGGGACACGGCGCAUUCAGGCCGUUAGUACAAGAGGGGCAGGUGGCAUCUUACCUGAAGGGGAACUAUUACCCUGGCCGGUGCCGUUGGGAGGAGGGUUCGGACGGCGAGGGAGCCGGGGAGAAGGCGGAUGUUGACGAUUAUCGGUUCUGCAAGGGCGAGCAGGCGAGCUGCCGAGGAGCAGCGAGGAGGGGUGGGUCGAAGCGGAGCCCGCAGAACGCUGGAGGGAGCGCGGACGGUCGGCCGCUGGGGGCCGAGAGCCUCCAAUCCUACCCCGCCGAAGGCUCUCAGCCCGGAACGUCGGCCGUUGGCUCUUCACCGCGGAUGCUGACCGGCCUGCUGUGCUCCUCCGGUGCUUUGUGCUCUGGAUUUCCAGCCUCCGCGGAUCGAGGCGCGUUACUUUCAGCGGUGUUGGGAGUAAGGCUGGCGGGCGGAGGAUCGGUGGAGAGGACAAGACCCACGGGGAGUGACCUGAAGCGGCUUGGUGCGUCUCACAGAGAUCCCCUCCCAGAGCUGCCGACGUUGCACCCGGCGCCCAUCGUGCUGAUCAAGACGAGACCGGGCCGCAGCCGCUGGAGGGGGAAAGGCGGCAGCGAGCCAGCGGACCCCGACCCAGAGACGGAUGGGGUGCCUGUCACCCGGUGGGAGACCCACUACUGGGAGAAGGCCUCGCCCUCGGCCUUCCCGCCCCCCGGUGGCGAGGGGAGGGCCCCGGACGCCCGGGCCCCGUGCCCCGAGACGGCCGCGGCCAGCGGGACGGAGGCGGAGAGCAUGCAGCUGAUCUGCGAGUCCAUCUGCGAGGCGCCCCAGCAGGACAGCGGCAUCUCGCUGGAGGGAUUGGCUGCAGCCGCUGCUCUUCCCGAUCCCGUCCGGGAGCCGGACUUGGUGCACAGUGAGGGUCCCGAAGAUCUUGGUGAAUCCGACGAUGAGGACGACAUUCCGUUCCGCGACGAUCCCAAAGAUGAAAUGUACGAACCGUCGCCGCACAGGGAACGUGGGAAGCAGAGACGGAAAGCGCGGAAGGAGAAGCUGGAGACCGUCGAGCAGAUGGAGCCUCCGAAGAGGAGGCUGCAAAGACCCAAAGAAGACAGAGGUCCCCGACCCCCCAAGAAGCGCAAGAAGCCUCCGAUCCAGUACGUCCGCUGUGAGAUGGAGGGCUGUGGGACUAUCCUCGCCAAUCCAAGGUACCUGCAGCACCACAUGAGGUACCAGCACAUGCUGAAGAAGAAGUAUGUCUGCCCGCACCCUUCCUGCGGCCGGCUCUUCCGACUCCAGAAGCAGCUGCUCCGGCACACCAAGCACCACUCAGAUCAGCGGGACUACAUCUGCGAGUACUGCGCCCGGGCGUUCAAGAGUUUACACAACCUGGCCGUGCACAGGAUGAUUCACACGGGCGAGAAGCCCCUGCAGUGUGAGAUCUGCGGCUUCACCUGCCGACAGAAGGCCUCGCUGAACUGGCACAUGAAGAAGCACGACGCCGACGCCAACUACCAGUUCUCCUGCAACGUCUGCGGCAAGAAGUUCGAGAAGAAGGAUAGCGUGGUGGCCCACAAGAGCAAGUCCCACCCCGAGCUGGUCAUCGCCGAGGCUCUGGCCGAGAACGCCGAGAUCGUGCAGUCCUAGAACCCCCGCCCCCGUCCACCGCAACCCUCCACACGACAGGGCUGGAGUGCCCGUCCACCCCCUCCUCUCCCCUCCCUCCCGGGACGGAGGGGGUGGUGGGGAAGGGGAGAGGGUGCGAGGGGCGGAGAGCGUGCGUGCGGGGGAUGUGUACAUGUGUGUGUAGGUCGGGGGAGGGUGCUGGUGGUUAUUUAUGGAGGUGAUUUUCGAGGAGGAGAGGCGGUGGGGGAGUGUCACGUCACGUACAGGGUGCGCUCCCCCCCCCCCCUCCCGGAGCGGGGUUUCUGCGCGCACUCGUCCCGAAGCUGUGUGAGGGCAGACGAGAGCGCGGCGAGGUGGGGGGGGGGGGGUGCGGUGUGGACGGGGCGGCUCUCGGGGCUCUGAAUGUAGGCGGGGUGGGGUCGUCCGUGGGGCGAGGUGGCCCGCUUCUCGCCCCCCCCCAACCCCACCCGUGGCUUGUACUGAACUGUAAAUACCUGCAGCCCAGCCCAGCGAUGGGCGCGGCCGUGUAAGUAGUGUCGAACUGGAAGCGACAGGGUCUUGUUCCGAUUCUCAGUUACUGGUCGACGUAGAAGAAGCCGUAGACUCCACUGUGAGCACCGUCUAGUCGAGUAAAUCUGUAUAAAUAACUAUUAAAACCGAAAACAGAGAGCAAUAAACACAGUAUUUUCUUCCA